Messenger RNA from Ostreococcus lucimarinus CCE9901, 1557 nucleotides. RefSeq lists its product with no specific name. Gene Ontology annotation, biological process: microtubule cytoskeleton organization; mitotic cell cycle. Bases 51 to 1385 code for a protein of 444 amino acids. The transcript is spliced from 4 exons. Gene Ontology annotation, molecular function: GTP binding; structural constituent of cytoskeleton; GTPase activity. The record is from RefSeq and is a predicted model, not a curated record. Gene Ontology annotation, cellular component: microtubule; cytoplasm. NCBI's taxonomy places the organism in Eukaryota, Viridiplantae, Chlorophyta, Mamiellophyceae, Mamiellales, Bathycoccaceae.
CGACCUCGCGACGCCGCGCGAGCGCCGAACGCGCGCCUCUCGUCGUAGACAUGCGCGAAAUCGUCCACAUCCAGGGCGGCCAGUGCGGUAACCAGAUCGGGGCGAAGUUCUGGGAGGUUAUCUGCGACGAGCACGGGAUCGGGGCCGAUGGGACGUAUAUCGGUGAUUCUGAUUUGCAGCUCGAGCGCGUGAACGUGUACUACAACGAAGCGAACGGAGGACGCUACGUGCCGCGCGCCGUGCUCAUGGAUCUCGAGCCGGGGACGAUGGAUUCCGUGCGCUCGGGACCGUACGGACAAAUCUUCCGACCGGACAACUUUGUGUUCGGACAGACUGGUGCGGGGAAUAACUGGGCCAAGGGUCACUACACCGAAGGUGCGGAGUUGAUCGAUUCCGUGAUGGACGUGGUGCGAAAAGAGGCUGAAUCAUGCGACUGCUUGCAAGGUUUCCAAGUGGCGCACUCGCUCGGAGGCGGUACCGGUUCCGGUAUGGGGACGCUUCUCAUCUCGAAGAUUCGCGAAGAGUACCCCGAUCGCAUGAUGCUCACGUUCUCUGUCGUACCGUCGCCCAAGGUGUCCGACACCGUGGUCGAGCCGUACAACGCCACGCUUUCCGUGCACCAGCUCGUCGAAAACGCCGACGAGUGCGUCGUGCUCGACAACGAAGCGCUUUACGACAUCUGCUUCCGCACGCUGAAACUCACGAACCCGACGUUUGGUGACUUGAACCACUUGAUUUCGGCGGUUAUGUCCGGUAUCACUUGCUGCUUGCGAUUCCCGGGUCAGCUCAACGCUGAUUUGCGUAAACUCGCGGUGAACUUGGUGCCGUUCCCGCGCUUGCACUUCUUCAUGGUUGGUUUCGCGCCGCUCACGUCCAGAGGCGCGCAACAGUACCGCGCGCUUUCUGUGCCGGAAAUCACCGCGCAAAUGUGGGACGCCAAAAACAUGAUGUGCGCCGCCGAUCCGCGUCACGGCCGCUACCUCACCGCCUCUGCGCUUUACCGCGGUCGCAUGUCAACCAAGGAAGUUGACGAACAACUCUUGAAUGUUCAAAACAAAAAUUCGGCGUACUUCGUGGAGUGGAUUCCUAACAACGUGAAGAGCUCGGUGUGCGACAUCCCUCCCAAGGGUCUUAAGAUGUCCGCCACCUUUGUCGGUAACACUACCGCGAUUCAAGAGAUGUUCAAGCGCGUCAGCGAAGCGUUCACGUCGAUGUUCCGUCGCAAGGCUUUCUUGCACUGGUACACGGGUGAGGGUAUGGACGAGAUGGAGUUCACUGAGGCUGAAUCUAACAUGAACGAUUUGGUGUCCGAGUACCAGCAGUACCAAGACGCCACUGUGGACGAUGAUGGUGAUUACGACGAAGACGAGGACGGGGCAUAUUAAAUAAGGCGAUCAAAUGAGGCGGUUUUCUCUCGCGCGUCUCGGCGGCGCGUCUCUCGACGCGACCAACCAACCGACGGCGCGCGUUUCGUCUCGCCGCCUCUGCCUCGCGUUUCGGCGCAUUCUAGACACCCACGGUUAGCGUAGGACACAAUCGAUGCCUUUUCGAGCAACA